Solanum dulcamara is the source of this 892-nucleotide messenger RNA. Its product is annotated as ethylene-responsive transcription factor ERF071-like. Lineage: Eukaryota; Viridiplantae; Streptophyta; Magnoliopsida; Solanales; Solanaceae. Gene Ontology annotation, molecular function: DNA binding; DNA-binding transcription factor activity. The record is from RefSeq and is a predicted model, not a curated record. Gene Ontology annotation, biological process: regulation of DNA-templated transcription; ethylene-activated signaling pathway. The transcript has a single exon. The coding region runs from base 41 to 727 and encodes 228 amino acids.
CAACACAUUUCAGAAGAAUUUCUAUUUUAGAAAAGAAAGAAUGAAUACAUUCUGUCAAGAUUCUCUACUUCUUCAAGAGAAUCAAUGUUAUAAUCUCGCCCACAAACUGAGUCAAAACCAAGAAUUUUACUACAUGGUGUCAGCUCUCCGACAUGUUGUCUCCGGCGCUGGCGAUGGUCUGGCGAACGGCGAAGCUGCUCAGCUUUUGUGGGAAGUACAAAAUGCAAGUGGUGGUUCAGCUAAUUCCAUGCCACGUAAGCGCAUUAAUGUGGACUCAGUGGAGUUGCAGAAGGGGAAGAAGAGGAGAAGGAGAAAUACGAAGAAGGAAUUUAGGGGAGUGAGACAAAGGCCAUGGGGAAAAUGGGCCGCGGAGAUUCGCGAUCCGCACCGAGCCCAACGAGUUUGGCUCGGUACUUUUCUUACUGCGGAGGAUGCUGCUAGAGCUUACGACAAAAAAGCUAUUGAAUUUAGAGGUGAAAAAGCUAAAACAAACUUUCCUAUUUCAGAAUAUACUGCAGCUGCGGUUAAUGAUCAGAUUAACAAGUCGUCUCCAAUGGUAGUAGUGGAAGAUAACAAAGAAUUAGAACAAGUCCUUAAUGUUGGUGACGUGGCUGUUAAUGGUGAAAAUAGUAGUAGUAGCAUGCAAAAUGGUGAUUAUGACGACUUUUGGGAGACAUUGGAAGAUGAUGGACUUGUCAAGUGGAUCACACAGGAUAUGUUCUUCUGAUCAUUUAAUUUCUCUUUCUCUAUUCGGCUUAUGUUUUUUUAAUCUUAUCUGAAAAUAUCUUCUUUUUUUCCCUUUGAUGUUUGUCGUUUUCUUCAACUGCUUUUGAGCGGCUAAGGAGUUGUAGGAAAUAUCUUGUAAUUUAAGUAUUGUUACUCAAGUGUUGAG